AUGUGGACAAAUACGGAAUUCUCCCUCGAUUGCUACUUUCGACAGAAAUGGCUCGACCGACGAUUAGCGUUUACUCCUAUCAAUCCGGAUAAGCCGGUGAUGCCGCUAGCUAGCAAAAUGCUUAAGGACAUAUGGGUACCUGACACCUACAUUCGAAAUGGACGUAAGUCCUACCUGCACACACUUACCGUUCCGAAUAUUCUCUUCCGAGUACGGUCAGACGGACAGGUUCACGUCUCGCAGAGGCGUGUCCCAAUAGAAAUAGGCUCCUUGGGCUAUUUCACCAACGAUCUCAUCUACUAUUGGAAGGAUGUGGACCUGGACGCGAAAAUGGGCAAUAUGCUGUCACAGUACAAAAUCCUUGGCCUGUUCAAAUCCGAGCACAAUCUCUCCGACUAUCGACAAACACAUCGAAAUAUUUCCGUAUUGAAAGUCUACUUUAAACUACAACGUCAACAAGGCUAUUACGUGCUACAGAUCUAUACCCCAUGCACCCUUUUGGUGGUGAUGUCGUGGGUAUCCUUUUGGAUCAACAAGGAAGCCUCACCAGCUCGAGUCGCUCUAGGGAUCAUGACAGUGUUGUCGAUGUCCACGCUGGGUUUUGGUCUGCGCACUGAUCUACCAAAAGUGUCUCAUUCCACGGCACUUGACAUCUACAUUUUCUGCUUUGGAUUCGUGUUCGCCGCCAUGGUUGAGUACGCCGUCAUCAACUACGCACAAAUCGUUUAUAUCCGAAAGCAAGUGCACGAUCUGAAAGGUCUUGAGUCGAAUCGAGCGGUAAGCAAAAUUCUACGCACAUCUGGAGCCUGA
Molecule: messenger RNA, 810 nt
Organism: Ostertagia ostertagi
Lineage: Eukaryota; Metazoa; Nematoda; Chromadorea; Rhabditida; Trichostrongylidae
Source: the annotation of a GenBank genome assembly